AUGAAGAAAUUUAUUCAUUUAAAACAUACUAAAAUUGUCAAUGAUAAAGAUUGUAAACAAGAAGCUUUUACUAAUGCAAAACUAUCAAAUAAAUAUUCACUAGGUGCAGAACAAUUAUGGCGUAAAACUACAUAUUUUCGUGAUGAUACAUUGCAUCCAAUUCAAUCACCUACUACUUACGAACAAACAACUCCUCUUAAAACUUUCAAUAUUUUAGAUAAUAGUUCGCAAUAUGAUAUUCAUAAUAUGUAUGAUACAAAUGAUGCAUUAAUUAAAACAAGUCCAUCAACAUCUUUUUCAUCAACUUGUUCAUCUGAUUGUAGUCCAUAUUCACGUUUAAUUCCAUUUGAAAUUCAACAUCAAUAUUCAACAACACCAUUAAAUGAACAUUCAUAUCAACAUUCAGUUUCAAUAACACAUUCAAGUCCAACUAAUCAUUCAUUGAAUUCUUCAUUUAUGUGUCAACAAUGUCUUCCACCAGAUGAUGAAUGUUCUGAACCUAUUACAUAUGAAAUUUUUAUCAAACAACAACAACAACAACAACAACAACAAAAUACAAACGAAUUAGCAUCUUGUUAUAGUUUAUACAAUAAUGAAACAUUAUCUUCUUCAUAUAAAACUGAUUAUAAUAAUCUUUCCAAUAUUGUUACUGAAGAGCCUAAUCAAUGUCAAUUAGACGAUAAAUCAGCAGUUCAUUUAGAAUCAUCAUUACCUUUACCUGCUCCAAUUUCAUUUUCUGUUGAAAACAUGUGUUCGCCUGGCAUACAGAAUUAUUAUUUAUCAUUACCUUCACAUGUAUUUAAUAAUUCUUUUAAAAACCAUUCAUUAAUAAAUAGUUCAGAAAUAUCCAAAGCAAAAAAUAAAAAAUCAUCGCAUAAUAAUAGAUCACGAGGAGAUCGAUCGCUUUACUUAUGUUCAUAUCCUGGAUGUGUAAAAACUUACUCAAAACUAUGUCUUCUACGUUCUCAUGAAAGAAUACAUUCUGGUAUUAAACCAUAUCCAUGUACAUGGCCAGGAUGUGAAUGGAAAUUUGGACGAUCUGAUGAAUUAACACGACAUUAUCGAAAACACACCGGUGUAAAACCAUUUGCCUGCCCAUAUUGUGAUCGUGCAUUUGCUCGUUCCGAUCAUUUGACACUUCAUACAAAACGUCAUCUAUCAAAGAAAAUUUAG
Rotaria sp. Silwood1 is the source of this 1173-nucleotide messenger RNA. The record is from the annotation of a GenBank genome assembly. Lineage: Eukaryota; Metazoa; Rotifera; Eurotatoria; Philodinida; Philodinidae.